Molecule: messenger RNA, 3134 nt
Organism: Kickxella alabastrina
Lineage: Eukaryota; Fungi; Kickxellomycota; Kickxellomycetes; Kickxellales; Kickxellaceae
Exons: 1
Coding region: 70-2652 (860 amino acids)
Biological process (GO): metal ion transport; transmembrane transport
Cellular component (GO): membrane
Molecular function (GO): metal ion transmembrane transporter activity
Source: RefSeq, a predicted model, not a curated record
UGAUAUUUGAACUUUUAAUUGUAUUUUUAAAUAUUCCAACUAUAUUGAUUAAUAAUAACCAUAGCAGCCAUGGGAAUUACCAGGUCGAGACGUAGGCGCUUGCUUUUUGCUAAUAGUUGCGGCCGCCGCUCCAAUCUCCACGCGAUAUAUAAAGAGCAAGAAUACUUUUCAAGUCCACAAGACGCACCAAAUAAAGCGCACCGCGUUCGUAUCAGCAUUGCUGGGACAGAUACGCGCCAACAACAGGACAACCAGGAUUGUAUCGAAUCACGAGAAACUCCAAGCCACAAAAUCUCAAACACCAAUACGUCCCUGAACAUUGUAAAUGGAUGGUGUACAUCAGAUCGACAAACACCAUUGUCAGAAUAUACUACGCCAGCGUCAGCUGAUGCUUGCCCAAACAAAAGCCCUGUGCCUGUGCCAUCAGACACGACAACAUUUUUUCAAGCUACAAGCAACUCUCGCCAUCAGAACGACCUUUACAGAAGCAUAUAUGGACGUCAAUUGAAUACCAGUGAAUCAGUUUAUGACUACAAUAUGCUCUCACUUGACAACAUUGCUGCACGCCGCUGGCCUAUGCCGUUUUCUUCGGCUAUGCACUACUCGACAAGCAACUAUGUCGAUACCGCCAGCUUUAGCUCAUGCAUUGGCAGAGGCCAGAGAGUCAUCAAUUGCAAUACUAACGAUAUGUACAGCCAGGUGCCCGCUGCAAUCCCAUCUUUUACAAACAGCGUGUACUCUUUGCCUACAGCAGCUGGUUUGUCUCAAAGAAUUCUCAAUGGUACUCGCAACAGCAACGGUAAUUACAACCGCAGCAGUCGCCUGAUGCAGAACAUUGCAGCCACAGGGACCGGCAGUUCCAACAAGCGUUUCAGUUCGCCUUUGCCUGAGUGUUUUUCUGACAACUCUUCUGUAAACAACAGCAAAACUAGACUAGGAUCGGGAUCCAUUACGGAUUACACCGAUCCUGUGCUGACCAUGCUGGACAUAAAACAACAGCCGGGGACCAAUUCAACGGGGGCCUCAAAAACACAUGUCAAUGCAUCGGCUGAGCCGAUCAAUUUGGGGAUUGUCAAGCCUGCAGAUCUUUACCGAAUGCGGGAUUCCUCAAUAUUAUGGAUGAAUGGUAUUGACAGCGAGCUGGAGCACCAUUUGGAUUAUCAACAAGCGCAGAAUGGUGCUGAUGAUGGCCCGGCCAAACUAAGCCUCGAAAACAGCAGCAGCAACAGCGGCAGCAGCAGAAGCAGAAUAAGUGGCGGCGCUGGCACUGGGUUAGGCGUUGGAAAUGACAUUGAUACUAGCGUUGGCGGGAGCGGCAAUUCUAAUAACAUUGCGAGUAACAAUUUACAUCAUACGAGCAAAGACGACCAGCACACAGGCUCUGGCAAAUUUAUGUUUUACUCGGGCCAAACUGGAGCCAUGUUUGCGUCGUCAUUGGUAGAGCCAGUCUGCGGCGCUCUUGGAAUCGACUCCCUCAUAGACACAGUGCUCACUCCCAGUUCGGGAAAUACAAUCAACAGCAAAGAAAUGUGUGGUAGCACCUGUUUUUGGUUGGAUAUAGCCGGAGCAACCACCCAGGAAAUCACUGACAUUGGCGAAAUAUUUGAGCUUCAUCCGCUAACUGUCGAGGACAUUAUUUUCAGCUGCCCGCGCGACAAAAUAGACACAUUUGCCGACUACUCAUUCAUAGUUUACAGCGCCAUUGCACAGAACGGACGACACAACCGACAUGUGCGCAAUGCCAGUGGCUGCAGCUAUAACCGACUUGGCUGCGCCAAUCCGCUGGUUGAUCCGAUCACAAGAGUAAUGGAUUACGAAAUCGCAAGCGGCAACCAAGUGUGCAUUGUUGUCAGGCAUAACUAUAUUCUGACAUUUCACAGUGGCAGCCAGAGGCUAGUAGUGUCGCAGGUGCUGAAGCGCUUGUUGGCAAUGCAAAGCGCGGUGGAAAUUGCAGAGAGUGAGGCAACGCCGUCGGAGAAAGCGAAGGAUGCGCCGGCAUACACAAAGGACGCUCCACUCGCCGGUCUCGUUGAUUUCCCGCUCUACAUUGUAUACGCAAUACUCGAUGAGGUGACAGAUCAACUGUCGCCAGAGAUUCUUGUCAUCGAGCAGCAGGUGGACGCGAUUGACGAGCUGGUCUUGGUUCUCUCGCACACGGAGCAUGAAAACAUGCUGCGCCAGAUGGGCGAGCAGCGCCGAAGAAUUCUCGCAACGUGGCAGUGCACUCAGCCAAAGCUCAGCAUCAUCGAAAGACUGGCACAGCUGCUGCCACUACACGCCGGCAUUGCGCAUGGCCACCUAGCCGAUGAAGUCGCGCAGUAUUUGAGCGAUGUGCAUGGUCACCUUUUGGCUGCUGUCAGCUCAUGCACGCGCGCGGAAGCCGUUCUGUCGAGAUCACACUCGAAUUACUUGGCCAAAAUAUCCUUGGAACUGGCACGCGCGACGUUUGACUCCAACUCUACCACCGAACGAUGGACUAUGCUGGGCACCAUUGUUGUGCCUAUCAAUAUUGUUUCAAGCUUUUUGGGCGUCAAUCUAAAGGUCCCUGGGCAGGAUCGAGACGACACGCUGAACUUCUUCCUGGUCAUGGGCUGUAUGAUUAUCUACGCGUGCGCUACACUGGCUUUUUGGCGGUGGAGGCAGAUCAUCUAAGCAUUGCAGCGUAACGGCCACGGCCAAGUUCAAAUGCGAAUACAAAUAUUUACCGAACCAAUGAAAGGGGGCAAGGAAGCUGUGCGCCCAAAUGCAUUUCAAGUGCAUUCAACUCUCCCCUGAACAAAAAUAAAACAAGAAAAGAGACCAUUGUAAUUACCUAGAUGACGACAGAAAUUGCUCGCACAACCUUCCCACUUGCUUGCGGGACAAUCAAUCAUAUGUGAACGCAAAUGCGCUUGCAUAUUUUAAAAACUUACGAUUCACAAAAGCAGAAAGCAAAAUUUGCAAAAUAUUGAAGUUUGAGCCAACGUACGAUACUGGGAUCAAGUCAUGGCAAACAAAAGCAGCGCAAAAAGUUGAUGCACGACGAACUGUCAAAACAGAGCUUUUAACAUUAAUAUUAACACAGCGUGCACAAAACAAUAAAAAAAUAAUGACAGAGAGUGAACAGCAAAUAAAAAUAAGAGGCGCCCAAAAAU